Messenger RNA from Dufourea novaeangliae, 3714 nucleotides. RefSeq names its product MKL/myocardin-like protein 2. The record is from RefSeq and is a predicted model, not a curated record. Bases 1 to 3714 code for a protein of 1237 amino acids. Lineage: Eukaryota; Metazoa; Arthropoda; Insecta; Hymenoptera; Halictidae. The transcript has 14 exons.
AUGUUAGAACGAAGAGUCAAUAAGUCUGGCCACAGGUUGGACAGCGGCUCCCCGUUCUGGAGGAUUCAGCUCGACCAGGAUCUUCUGGACACCAUCAGCGCGAUAUACCCGGAGUGGUUUAAGGACUACACUAACGCCCGUGCCACGACCUCAUCUACGUCGAGCACUUCCGGCGGCGGUCAGUUGAACACCGAGGGCAGCAUAGCCGUCGACUCCAGCACCGUCCUUGAGCACAAGGUCGCCAAAGGUGAUCCCAAAUCGAAGUCCAAGGCGAAGAAGGCGGACAGCCUCAAGGACAAGGGAGAGAGGGACAGGAAGGAAGCCAGGCGCGAAUCCAAAGACGAGAGGGACGCUGGAAACGGUAAGAAAGGGACGAAGCCCUCGCCGCAGCAGGAUAAAGCGGCGGACGUGGCGGCGGGAAGGAAGACCGCGGGUGGUGGUGUUCCAGGAUCAGCGAGCAGCGGAGGCGCGGAGAUGGCCGAGGGUAAUCAGUCCCCGCCGAAGGCGGAGGUCGACGACUCGCCCCUUCAACACGCCAUGGAUCGCAACAAGGAAUCGCUGAAGGUGAAGCUUAUGCUGAGGCGGCCGAUCAACCAGCUGGUCGCGCAAGGCAUUAUGCCACCUCUGAAGACACCGCCAGCGUUCCACGAGCAACGAAAGCAACUGGAACGGGCGAAGACCGGGGAUCUGCUGAAGGCGAAGAUCCAGCAGAGACCAGGCAGGGAGGAGCUGGUCAGGCAGCACAUCCUCGAGGAUGUAGGUCACGUGGAUCCAAGCCUGGCGGAGAGGCAGCGUAUGCUGAAGAAGGCCAGGCUAGCCGACCAACUGAACGACCAGCUAAGUCAUCGACCUGGACCGCUCGAGCUCAUCCAGAAAAAUAUUCUCCACACGGAGGAGCCCAUUGAAAGGGCGGUCAAAGAGGGCCACAUUCCCUUCAAGGCCACCUGCGAGGGCCAAGUAAUGAAACCCCAGCACCCGGACCACUACAUCACCUUCGAGGACGAUUCCCAAAGCUCCGAGGGCGCGCCGUCGCCGCAGCUGGAGUCCCGAUCGGACGUUCUCGAAACGGCGGCCGCCUCCGCGGGGAUCGUUACCGUUUCGCUUAGUAUUCCGACGACCGGCGGUGCCGUGGUCGUCUCCUCCACAUCACCGGUCUUCCAGCAGGCGGCGAACGAGCCGACGAUACAAACGUUCGCUGAGCUCUGCAAUACCGUGGUCGGUACGCAGCAGCCGCCGCAACAGCAUCAACAAUCCCAACAACAACAGGCUCAGCAGCACAGUCAACAGCAUGCUUCGACGCAGGCGAGUCAGACGAACGGUCCAUCGACGACCCUCCUUCCACUGGCGCCGGCGCCCAGUCCGAUGUCCUUGGGCUCGACGACGUCCAGCCUGAGUCCCCUUUCGAAUAUCUCGAUAGCGUCGCCCCCGGCACCACCGCCGGCCGCCAUCACCCCGAGACCCCAACCGAGCCCGAUCGCCGCGUCCACGUGUCAGAGGAGCGACGCGCCCGGGAAGGAUAAGAACAGGAAGAAGUCGAAGACCAAGAGCCAACCGAAAACCCGCACCAUCAAGUUUCACGAGUACAAGGGCCCGCCAAACGCGCAGAAGACAUCGGUGUCGUCGACGACUUCCGGUCUCGGCUCGGCGCCGCCUGGCGAGACCAGCUACGAGCUACUCCUCCAACAGCAGCAGCUCUUCCUCCAGUGGCAGCUCGAAUGGCAGCACAAGUAUCCUCAGAUCAUCCUACCAGCGGCCCAGAAACCGUUGUCUUUGAACAGUAGCGGCGCCAGCGAUGCUGGAAGCAUCAGCGGAAGUAGCGCGAACGCUCCCAGCCCAGCGCCCUCGAAUUCCUCGAACAACCCCUCGGAACAGCCGCCGUUGAGGCCUUUGGGCAAGCUGGAGGAGAUGAAAGUAAGCGAUCUCAAAGUGGAACUGAAGCGCCGAAACUUGCCGGUGUCUGGCUCGAAGCCACAACUGAUCGAGAGAUUAAAACCGUUCACGGAAUUAUCUAGCGGUAACUCGACGUCUAGCUCGAAUGGACCGCACGUGACGCACAUGGGCCACAUAUUGAUGGACACCCCAGGGCCAGUGACAUCGGACGAUUCUAGCUCCCAUGCCAAGAGUCCCGGCUCGGCCAUUAAAGACGAGCCGAACAGUCCACGGAUAGAUUCUCCGCAUGGCAGCGAACACGACGAUCCGUCGAGCCCGCCAGGCGACGACAUAAUCAAAGAGCAGAGAAAACGGAUAGAGGAGCUGCAACGCGAGCUGUACAAGUCCCAGCAGCAACUUCAACAGAUCCGUCAGACUCAACCGACCACCGUUCACGCCGAGAAACUGGUGCUCCAACAACACAUACAGAACAAGAUGCAGCAACAACAACUGGCAUUGCAUCUCCAACAUCUGCAGCACUUGCAACAGCAACAACAACAGCAGCAGCAACAACAGCAGCAACAGCAGAAUCAGCAGCAAUCUCAACAGCAGUCGCAGCAACAGCACGCGGCGUUCCAACAGCUGAACGCGAAGGCGAGUCUCGCGGCAUACUUACAGGCGCAGCCGAACAACACUGCCGCGAUAUUGGAUUCCUCGACUUUGACCGCGAUCAACAACAAGAAGAAUCAAGCCAAGAACAGCGCUACCGUCCAAAUCCCCACCGCGAUCGUUCUGAACCUUGCUAAACCUGCGAAAUUAAAUGGUUCCCUGCUUGGUGCUCUGGUGGCCCAGGCGCAAGCUCAGCAGCAGCAGCAACAACAACAGCAACAACAACAGCAGCAACAGACUGUUGUGUCCGAGGAAGGAAAGCCUCCACCUCCUCAGUAUGACGAAGCUGCGAAACUUCUGAAGGUAAAAAUCGAGCCAGUACAGAAGAACCACAUCAAAAGCCAAGUCGUGGAUGACGUGCUGGAGAUCCUCAUAAAGAACGGCGAGCUACCUCCGAGCGCCGCUCAGGAUCCAGCGACUCCGACCACCCCGAACAGGCAGCUCCAGCAGAAUCUGGUGUUCACGGCGCCGGCGGACAGCCAGUCACACUCGUUGGUAUUCGCCGCCGCCAGCCCGAUCAGCCCGAUCAGCCCGAUAGCGAUGGAGGUCUCCCAAAGUGAUUGCGUGAGUUCUCCGGCACCGGCACCGCCGCCACCGCCCCCGUUGCCUUUGGCGACGUUCUCCAUUCAACUGCCCAGUGCAUUGCAACAGUUACAGCAGCAAGAGGAAAUGACGUCGUUCAAUACGGACCUGUUGACCUCGGAGGCUGAACUGGACACCGCGAUGCUUCUCAGCCCGCAGUCUACCCAACAAGCAUCGCCGGAUCCUCAACCGCCGCAGGAGGUCACGUCUUCGGAUAACGCGAACUUAGAUCUUAAGGAACUUGGACUAGACCUAGAGACCCUGGACACCAUGGACUUCGGUCAGCUAGAAUGCGAUCUAGGCGUUAAGAUGGAGGCACCCCAGGAGUUGAUGGACAUCGGAGACAUGCCCAUGGACAUGGACGACUCGGACUGGUUGGAUUCUCUGAUGCCUCAGUCACCUCCGUCGGGUUCCACGACGAUGUCGAAUCAUCAGCCAGCCUCAUCGAUGAGUCUGUCGUCCGGAACGGAUAUCUACGAUCCGUUGCUGGCCAGCAGCCAAGACCCGUUCGAUCUCUUCAACAUGGAGGACACCGACUUCAAGAUGUCCUCCGAUCUGUCGUUGACGUGGGACAAAGUCGACUUCGCGACCUAG